AUGGUGCGAUUCGUCUUCAUAUCGAGCUUUUUCAUUGCUGCCGUAUUCGCUACAACUACUCCGGCUGGGGGCAAAUUGGCUCCUCGUCAACUUGGGUUUUCAGCCGUAACAACUUCCUACCGAAAUCUGCAAAGUCAUUUCCAAUCGGCGAACACCCGUUUUGCCACCAACGGAUUCACUUUGCAGUCUGCUCGUUCGGAAGUCCAACAGUUGUACUCUGAAUUCAAUGGCGCACUUACAUCCUUCAACACUUGUGCGGCCUGUAUCGCUACCGGCAAUUUUGGCACCUUCAGUCCGCUUUUCAUGAGCACUCUAUCGUCUUUCAACACGUUAUACCAAACGUCUUCACGCGUCUUUGGAGCCUCUCAGGCGCUAGACCUAUUUGGUGGCUUUGGUCGCCUCGAUAGCGCAUUCGACCAAUCCUUUCAUAGAAUCGUCAACGCAGGUGCUGCACUGAACACAUUUGUUCCGGGGCGAUUUUCAAGCUUCUUCAACCAAUUACACCUCACUCACAGCGCUAGUUAUCUCGGCCAAUUCAGAUUGUAA
Messenger RNA from Puccinia triticina, 546 nucleotides. RefSeq lists its product as uncharacterized. Bases 1 to 546 code for a protein of 181 amino acids. The transcript is spliced from 5 exons. NCBI's taxonomy places the organism in Eukaryota, Fungi, Basidiomycota, Pucciniomycetes, Pucciniales, Pucciniaceae. The record is from RefSeq and is a predicted model, not a curated record.